This is a messenger RNA of Amoebophrya sp. A120, 4172 nucleotides long. NCBI's taxonomy places the organism in Eukaryota, Dinophyceae, Syndiniales, Amoebophryaceae. The record is from the annotation of a GenBank genome assembly.
AAAAUAAGUAUGCAGACGAGUGACCACUAGUACCCACGUUUCUUUACCAGCCACACGGUGCUUAACACCGGCUGUAUGAUCAGUACAACAGCACAAAAAAUGAACACAAGUGAAAAACGCCACACCACUGUAGCCCCCUCGUCCAAUAGAUAUAGUACAUAAAGCCAAAAAACAAAUAGUCCAGAAUGGACAAGAUAUCCCGCGGCAGUCACCUAGGUGACAUUCACAACCAGGGGCUUCGCGUGGCCACCGAUGUGAACAUGCACACCAGCAACCAGCGCGGCACCCACGUGUCUUCCAAGGACACCUGCAAGCUGCACUCUACGGGCGUGCGCAACGCGGCCAACGAGCACCACCAUUCCACCCAGGCGAUCGGAUCCGGGGGGCUGUACAACUUAAACUCCACCGUCACUGCGAAGGUGAAGCGCUCCUCGGGGCAGCAGCAGUUAGCAGGCUCCGCGAGCAGUUGGUUCAAACACGACCACAACUUGGCAAAAAUUGCCGCUGCCCGGGGCAGUCGCGGAGGGUUUAGCAACGCUGCGGGUUCAUCCUCUGCAGCCUCCCCGCGUGGUCCUGUGGAGCACGACCAACCGGUGCACCUCCGCGGCGGGCACACGCACGACAGGAGCCACGUCGCGAAGAAUGACGCGGAUCACGCACGGUAUCCUAAUGAAAAACGUCCCCACCCCAGAGUCAAGAUGGGGAUUUUGCAACACAAACCUUGAAGUUUAUUUGGGAGCCACGCAUGACAAAUUCCUAGCUGUAGUGUAGUGCAGUUUAGAAAGGGAAGUCGCAUUACAAAUCCAUCUGCCUAUCCUGUUUACAGCAUUACAAGUUCCAAAACACGAUCGGAAAUGCCUAUCAUGGGGAUGCGCAUUACAAAUGCUCUUGCGCUUGCAGAUCUGCAUGACAACUCUGUGGUGGGGAUGCUUUUACACAGGAUACACGGUUCGAAAGGUUCAGCGCCAAGUUUUGGCGAAGCUGUGCGGGAAACAGCCCCGCGCCCGCGGCCAACCCGGUCCGGUACGAGGAGAGGAAAAUGAAAUUCGAACCGGCGGGCAGGGUCAACGCGGUGGUGACGGGAAGCAUGUCGGGGGGAAACGAGGGGAUGGCAGGUACUAUCUAUGAUAAUGAUUGAAUUUUGAUUUUAUCUACACGAACGGAGUGAGAGUAUACUAGUAAAUCAGGAGGUGCAUCAUGGGUAGUAGAGCCGCUGAGCGGCCCUUCUUUCACUCACCCGAGUGAAAAAAGUUUUCGUUUUUGAUGCGAUCCAAGAAGCAUGGAUUCUCUCAGCUUAGACCACACGACUGAAUCAAGAAUCAAAAAGCACUUGACUCCACCUAUCAGCCGCCGGCGUUCCAACCUCCUCCCCCAUGAAGCCCCGGGUGACCUCCUACAGUGCCUCCUACCAGUCACCGCGGUUACAGUCACGACAAGUAGACAUAACGGGGUCGUCUACCUCUUACACAACGGGGGCUGCAAGCGUACUCCGAUCCACCCCGGAAUUGUUAUCUGCGAACUUCCUCGCACAGUCGCCGCGGCCCAACAACCGAUUUGCACGACGAAGCAUCGAGGAGAAAUCGCACACAAGCCACAGAACCACGGCGGCGAAGAUGAAGGAGCAGCAGGACCACUUUGUAGACCUAGGAUCCGCAACGCAGAGUGUGAGUGCUGCCGCUGGUGUACCCCAAAAACCGCAGACUGUUGUUCUCUCGAACAACCCGCCCCAGCUCCUCCCGUCAUCUAGCCUAGGUUCUCGGCAAGAAGAAAAUCAAGCCACUCCCGCCGCCGGCGUCCCCACCGGGUCCUCGGUGUAUCAGGACCACUUGGGCAGCGACUGUGCGGUAUUUCUUCUAUCCGGGGCAACAGUAAAAACAUUAUCGUGGUCGUGCUAAUUGGAAUUGCAGCUCCAGCUGAUCUGCACCAUAACAAAUCUGGUUAUUUAUAUUUUUCUACCCUUAAUCAGCAUGGCACACGCAUGAAUUCUGUUUAUCCUUCUGAAAGAAGGAACGUUGCAAUUCCGACUGAAAAAUCGAUGAUUUUGCAAUGCAUAUUUUCCGGAACAGCAAGGCGACUCCACGACUGCGACGAACGCAACAACCGGCAGAAAUGGGGACAUCACCUCUACCACAGGAACUACAACACGGUCUUUGAAACAUCAAUCGGGGAAAUUCAACACCUCCGCCCGCUCCUCCCCUACGUUUCGCGGGUCCGCAAACUGGAUGGCCUACUCCAGUCCGAGACAGCAGCACCGGGCGGUUCGUGCCGAUCUGGUGGCUGCUCCGAAGCUGAGCCCCCGACACCGGGCGAACCCAGAUCUGGACACGGGCAAAGAUCACCACAGUGGCAGAGCGGUGCCGCAGGGCAAGGAGUUCUUCAACCCAAGAGAGGGGAUCAAAAUCGUAUUUCUAUUUUUUACACUAUGCAUUUUGAUUUUCCUUUUUGCAAAUAUUGAUUCGUGGUCUUGUUGGUCUGGAAACAAAGUAAGACGCAACUUUGGGUUCUUCACUGCGCCGCCGGAACAAUCAAAGAGCUAAAAUUUGUGUUGCGUAGACACCAACAAGAAGAUCGAAAAUGAAAAUCAGGUAUCCUCUCCGGCGAAACAAGAGAAAUUGAAUCACGACUACAUUGGCACCCAGGAGGAGUUCGGUGGGAAGAAGUGCCUUUUUGUGGAGGAGGAGGUGCCAAAGUUGAAGGAGGUCUCGAACAUGGUGAAGGAGAUGUCGGCUGCCCGAAGUUCCGUAAAAGUCCCGCGAAAAAAUCCGCGAACCUCCGUCGCACACGAGGAAAGGCUGGUGAAAAGGGACAACGCGUACUGGCUAGGAAGUUUUUUUUUCCUAUAACCAACUGACAGACAGUAGCUCGCUUACGCUUUUUAUAGAAAGGCGAUACUUGGAAAUGAAGUACUUGCUUAUCCUCAUGAGGUACUAGUUGUGAUGGUGGGGUCGCGUGUUGAACAAAAUCAAAAAGCCAAUAUAAGAAUAAAACACUCAAUUGACAACCAUCACGACGUAAAUGCAUUAGGCACGAAGCUGCGACCGAGCACUGGUUUAGCCGAAAGUCAGCGCACAUGAUGACCACGAGCAGUGAGGCCACGGCUACCAACCUCGGGAGUUACAAAGCGCCACCGUCCAACAAGGACCUCUACAUCUAUGACCAGACCACGCUCGCGCCCUCCGCGGGAAAACGCCGAGCGAGCGAGUGCAUCAGUUUCACGCUGCAGAAAAAUCAACCCAAAAUGGAGGCAGCGGGUACAACUUGUUUGAUGUGCGGUUUGGAUUUAAAAGGCGUUACUAUUUGUGCAGUUUGAGUUUCUGAGGACCAAAAAUCUUUUAUCAUAUUAAUGAUCCACAAACAAGGUCGCGAAACGCGCACCCGAGAACACGUGGACGCGAGGUACUACCUGCUGAAGAAAGAGGCACGCCCGGUGAACACAACGCGACCCAUUCAGGAUAAGAAUCCCGGCGUCUUCCACCCGACCCGUGUGUUGCAGCGGAGUCCGCGGGCAUGGCGGUGAUGUAUUGGACGGCGCUCGGCUUGCAUUUUUUUGUCAACUAAAGAAAAUUGAAAUUGCUAUAUUGAUAAACUUUUUUCAUUCAUUUUCAUUGUAAAAUGCCGAUACUCCAACGCAAAUGUCUUUCUUGAAAUUCAAUAUGUGGAGGCACAGAUGGUUUGUUUCUUGUUGUCACUUCUCAAACAAAUAGCUUGCGAUCAAUUAUGUGUGCGACUUCUGGAGCUUGCGUGUCACUUUUUUUCUAUCUAUACCAUUGAUUUCCCCCGCCCCUCAAUGUAUGAUGUAUUUUCCGAUUGAAGAAACUGGGGAUGUCCAUAUGCAUGUUUGUCAUAAAUACUCUGUAUCUGUUCUUUUGUAAAAUUUAAAAUAGAGUCAGAGUCUGAGUCAGAUACUUCUCGUUUUCAAUUUGAUGCCAAACACUUUCCAUACUGCUUUGGCAUUCGACGCUGGUAUUGAUUGAUCUUUUUGUUUUUGCUUCGCACCACCCAUCAAGGUCACACGCAGGCGGGUGCGACAUCAAGACUUUUCAUGGAGCACGUUUUCCAAGUUGAUAUCAAGUUUGAUAGAAACCGCCGAAUGCUAAAUGUUAAUGUUUUUUUGUGAGCAGAAGGCCACAACAUAUACUGACCCGCGCAGAUGAAGGAUGAAAAUCAGCGAG